This is a messenger RNA of Alligator mississippiensis (American alligator), 3255 nucleotides long. RefSeq lists its product as uncharacterized. The transcript is spliced from 4 exons. The record is from RefSeq and is a predicted model, not a curated record. Lineage: Eukaryota; Metazoa; Chordata; Crocodylia; Alligatoridae. Bases 65 to 715 code for a protein of 216 amino acids.
CUGUAAUUCCCAGCAGAUUUCUCAGCAAACUGAUGAGUGAGGAGCAAGCUAACUCCUUAAAACAAUGGCAUUUCUCUUCAGACAGUUUUUCCUGCUGGCUGUGGAUCUGAUGCUUGCUUCCACUCUUUCGUGCUUCCUUUAUGCCUUUGCAUGCCUCAUAAUUGCUCUCCUCAUUUGCUUUGUUAUCUUCCUCUCCUUUGGAGUUGUGAAGAAAAUGGAGAGAGACAUAAAAGGGAGAGCAAUUGUAAUUCUAGUUUCCAACAGCUCCAUUGGACGGACAUUUACCAGGAACCUGGAUGAAGCAGGUUUCAAAGUAUCUGCCACGUUCUGGCCACCUAAGGAGAAAUGGGCUACAGUUCUGAAGGAAGAGUGUUCUCCAAAAAUGAAUUUGUCGCAGAUUCACAUGACUGAAGAUGAAUAUCAGAAGACAGUGAAAAACUUCAUAGAAAGCCACUUAUCUCUGAAAGGCACGUCUGAUGUGAAGAAGAAGCCAUCAGCCCUGAUGUGGGAAGAACAAGAGGCAGACAAAAAGGAGUUCUCUGAGAGAAAAACAACAUGGAUAUGGAAGAAUGUAGUGUUAUUUCCAGUUUACUUCAUUGCAUUCCUCUUUCUCCCUGUGAACUGCAUAUUGGUUUUCUUGAAGAAGAAAAUUCUACAUUUUACCAGCCUACUGAAGUUCAAGAACAGGCAGCAUGGAAAGCAACAUGUGGAAUAACUCAACAUGUCUGUAAUGAUAUGGUGAAAAGUAGCUGCAAGGGAGUAUGCAGAUAGUAGCAGAAUCUACUGAUUCCUGACCUGCAAGACUUAAGCACUGAAUGGUGAUGGCUUCAACCCCAGUCAAAAAGACAAUGAGAAAACUUUGCAACCUAGAAAUGGAUGAAAGAAUAUUUCUCUAAGUGUAUUCCAGGUCUCUAAUAUACCUUCAAAUCAAAUUUGCAACCAAGAAUAUGGUGAGAUGUUGAUAUUGUACAUACAAGGAUAAAUUAUCUAAAAUGAAAGGAUGAGAUGAAAAAUAAUGAAAACCUCUGAUCAAAGAAUAGAAUAUUCAGCAUUUUGACAUGCACAGUACUCUGACUUGACUUAAAUGGAUGGAAAAAUUGGUCAUCUUUCAUGUCUAAAUCUGUAUCUCCAAAUUAUUCAAUUCCUCAUUCAAGAUGUGGCUUGGCCCACAGAGGAGAUGAGGACAGGAGGGUCUUGAACAAUUGGUUCCAUGAGGCAAGGAGAUGGCUUAGGGAGCAAGAUUUUAUGUCAGAUUAAAUCUGAAACUCAUUUUGGGGCUUUCAAUCCCCUUUAGCUUAAUGGAAGCUUUUGAGAAGAAGUGUUUUGACUUUUCCAAAUGCACAGUUUAUCUUUUUAGACAAAAUAUUUUGAUCUUCAGGUAUCAAUUCUUUUUCACCAAAAAGUUCAAGUUUUCUGUCCAGAAGCAGACCCUCUCCCCCUCUCCCCCCAAAAUGUUAAUUUAAUCAAAACCCCAAUUUCCAGCUGAAAAAAACAACUUCCACAGGAAACUCAUAGCCAGACUUAAUGAGUAAUAUUUACAUAAUGUCCACAUAUAUUAUUUGUGCAGUUGCAUAUAAUACACUUUAUUAACUCCCCAAACUAUGUGUAGGGUUGAUGCUGGUUGUUAAAUAGCUACUGUGUGGCAUCAGAGGGGGAGUUUCAUUAUAAGAGGGAGCUUGUAUACACAAACAUAUAUAUCCAAUUUGAUUUUAUAAUCUGUAUUUGGACAAAACACUUAUUGACUUCAGUGGAAGCUGUGCCUGCCUAAGGACUUUAUGAUGGACUAUAAAUUGUUUAUAAAGCUUUGUGAUGAAAGGAACUACAUAAAAGUAUGGCUGUAUGGCAGUACUACUACUACUGAACCAUAAUUAUAAUAUACUUAUACUCGGGGACAUACUUCAUAUAAAUUACACUGAGAUUUCCAAAGCUGACUAGGGGAUCCAAAUGUCCAGUUCCUUUUAAUUUUAAAGGGAAUGAGGGACCUAAAUCCUUCAAGCAGCCUUGUAAAUGAUAGUGAUAACGUAUAAGAAAAUAAAGUAAUUCAUUUGUAAAGCCAAAACACCUCAGCAUAGCUAUAUUCUGGUCUCUUUCUUCUGAAGGUAAAAAAAAUAGCCCCGGUUUGCCAGAUUAAAAUUAAUAUGUGGAAAUGGGAAAUGGUUAAAAUUAUGUCCUUUUUUUUUUUUUAAGAAUUUUAUUUAGCAUUUUUUCAUGGCAAAUCAUUCCCUUCCUACCCAAAUUGUCCAGAUUGUCCACAAGAAAACUCUUUUUGUUUAGUUUUAACUAUGGUCAAAUUUCAAUUUUUUUAUUUUAAUUCUUCCCUCAGCUCCUUCUCCAUUCCUCUCGCAACUCCACUCCCUUUCCCCCAUCAUGGAAACAUGUAAGAAAAGCAAAAAGGGGAAACAGGAAAAGAGAAGAAAAUAAAAAUACAGCAACAAAAACACCCCCACCUUCAUCUUCAGUUUCACGAUGACAGUAUUUUUAAUGUUUUAAUCAGAACCUGGAACAAUUUCAGAAUUUGGGGGUAUAAUUUCAGCAAAAUGAUUUUUUUAAAGAAUUUUCAAAAUAUACCUACUCUUUUCCUGCUACCUAUAUGGGUUAUAAAUCUGUGAGAAAAUGUUCGGUCCCAUGGCAAAUAAACCCUCAAAUGUGGGCUGUGUGAUAGAAAAGACAGCAGGGUAUUAAUGGCUUCAACCUUCCCCAUUCAACUCAAUGGGAGAAGUCCCACUAAUUGGGACCAUAAAACUGAAAAUAUGAUGGCUUUCUAAGAACGUUUCCUAGCAAUUUUUUUACAGAUGAUGUGAACACAAAUACUCCCGUUUUCCCCAAAUAUCUUCAUGGUAAUAGUCAUCAAUUAACUGCUUUCCGUGCCAGCUGCCUUUCUCAGAGCUUCUACUGCUUCUGCAUGUCUGACCUAGUGAUACAGUUGGAAAAUGCAAUUGUGCUUCAUUGGGGUACAAAGUCCUCAGAAUAACAAUUCUCCAGCUAGCAAUGUUUUCAUUCCUGAUUUUUCAGGCCUUCUUUAUACGAGUGGUCUCAACUCAUACAAAUAAAUCCGCAGGAGCCAAAUCCCGCGAAGGAAGAACUAUUCACAUGUCUUGCAGGACUGACAUCUUAGAUUGCAAGGUCCUUGGGGCCUAGGUUGCAUGUUAUGAGUUUACAUUACUACUAUGUGAUGUAAAUAAUAAUGAUUACAGUGUUUUGUAAGAUUUUUUUGUUACUUCCUUGAUCAUUAAAUCAUUUAUUGGGCCCUCUUAA